AUGUUGCCAGUGAAAGUACUAACCAUGGCGACGGCGGCACACGGCGCGCUUGGCAACCGCAAUACGAAGUGUCUCUGUCUCUUUGUGUACACACAAGUUGUUCUGUUUGCAAGUCGCUUCGCUUCGCUUCGCUUCGUUUCGUUUGUUUUUUUUUCGAGUGCACGAGGCGAGUGUUCAAGUGGGCGAUCAAGAGACAGCCUCACGAUUAACGCCAUCUAUUUGUAUCGCCAGCUGCUGUCCGCGCUCGCGCCGCUGGCAACGAAUGCUGCACUGCAGCUCAAUGCCAGCUAUGCUGCCGGCGAGCUCUACGGGAGUGGCGAUGGCAUCAACGGCAGCGAUCUCUACAUUUACUACGGCAACGAGCUCGACUCAACGGACAACGAUGCCUCAUUCGCAUCCGCAUCCGCAUCAGCAUCCGCAUCGCCAUCACCCACAUCACCAGCUGCACUGCAGCUAAGCACCAUCGCCAGCUAUGUGGCAACGACGACAGAAGGAUCGGGAUCGGGAUCGCGAUCGAGAGUGGCAACUGGCAUGAUAGCGACGCCAACGAAUCGCAGCGUAUCGCGUGUGAUUGCCGAUGUACCCAUCUGGGUGAUACCCUGCUAUAGCAUCAUCCUGCUCUGCGCUGUCGUCGGCAAUCUGCUGGUGGUGCUCACUCUCGUCCAGAAUCGCCGCAUGCGCACCAUCACCAAUGUCUUUCUACUCAAUCUGGCCAUCUCGGAUAUACUGCUCGGUGUCCUUUGCAUGCCCGUCACUUUGGUUGGCACGCUGCUGCGCAACUUCAUCUUUGGCGAGUUCCUCUGCAAGCUCAUCCAGUUCGCUCAAGCUGCAUCGGUGGCCGUCUCCUCGUGGACACUGGUGGCCAUCUCAUGCGAACGCUACUAUGCCAUCUGUCAUCCGUUGCGAUCGCGCACCUGGCAGACAAUCAACCAUGCCAACAAGAUCAUCGCGUUCAUUUGGCUGGGCAGCUUGCUUUGCAUGACGCCGAUCGCGAUCUUCAGCCAGCUGAUGCCAACGAGUCGUCAAGGUUUGCGCAAGUGUCGCGAGCAAUGGCCGGCAGGAUCUGUCGGCUAUGAGUUGUCGUAUAAUAUCUUCUUGGACUUGGCAUUGCUUGUGUUGCCGUUGCUGGCGCUGAGCUUUGCGUAUCUGUUCAUCACACGCACUCUGUAUGUGAGCAUGCGCAACGAGCGUGCCAUGAACUUUGGCAGCAGUGGCCCAGACGUGGGGCUCACCACGAACAGCGGCGGCAGCAGCAACAACAACGGCUGCAGCAAUGCAAUGCAGUCGCGUCGCUCCUAUGGCAACUCGAGUCAAAUGCAUCGCAUGCAAUUGAGGCAGGGCGUCGUCGAUGCGAUGGCUAUCGACAGCAGCGCCCAGUUGGAUGUGUUGCUGCAACAGCAGCAGCAGCAGCAGCAGCAACAAUUUGGGGCACCGCAAUACUAUUAUGCUGAUGGCUACUCACAUGGCGGCAGCAAGCGGCGCUUGUUUGGUUCCUGCGAUGGACGUCGACAUCUUUAUUGCAUGCGCAGUGCGUCAGUCAAAUCACUGCGACACCAACAACAGCAACAGCAACAGCAACAACAACAGCAGCUGAUUGGAGCAGGAGAUUGUUGCGGGCGAGUGCAGCGAAUGCGACAUCAGCAGCAGCAGCAGCAACAGCUAUACAUGAGUGUGGCAAAUGAGGGGGAACGACGCAAGUCACUGUCCACGCCCAGUUUACGCAUCACAGAGGCGACACUUCGCAGCAUUGUGCCACGCAGGUCGAAUGAGAGCAAGAGUCUGGAGAGCAAGAAGCGUGUGGUGAAGAUGCUGUUUGUGCUUGUGCUGGAGUUCUUCAUCUGCUGGACACCGCUGUAUGUGAUCAACACGAUGACAAUGCUGAUUGGACCCGUGGUAUACGAGUAUGUCGACUACACGGCCAUCAGUUUCCUGCAGCUGCUGGCCUAUUCCUCCAGUUGCUGCAAUCCCAUCACCUAUUGCUUCAUGAAUGCCAGUUUUCGACGCGCCUUUGUCGACACCUUCAAGGGACUGCGAUUGUGCGAUGGAGGACGCUUUCGCUUCUGCCGGCGACGCUCCAAAAACGACACGAAUCUCUCGGUGGCGGGCAACUCGAUUGCCUUGGCCAAUUCAGUAAUGUCCAGCCAUACGAUCCUGGAGAGUCCGCGUCUCUGAGCCAGCCGACGGCAGCAUUCAAAGUCUCGUACAUUGACACGAAUGCAGACGGAUAGAGAUAGAGAGAAAGAGAGGGGGGAGAAUGGGAAGGAGGGUCGGGCGAUUGGUCAAAUGGAGACAGAGUCGCUAUAAAUUAUGAAUUGGGAAUUGGGAAUUGGGACGGGGGGGAAGCUGUGAUGUGCAAGAAACUGAAACUGUGGUUGUCAACGAUUCUACUCGAAGUAAGUUGCGUGUUUGCUAUGAAUAUACUCUCAUCAUCUACAUCUACUACUACUCAUCUCGUCAUCAUCAUCAGUGGAUAUUCGUAGGGUUUCUUAAGCAGUAGAAAUACGAAUUCAAAUUUCAAUAUGAAUACUCAAACUUUUUUGAACUGUUACUAAUAAUUAUGUAUAAAUACUAAUUGCAAAUCGAAUUCUGAUUGUUAAACGUCAAUGUGAAUUGUUUGACUUGUCCUCGACAGGCUGCGUUUCAAUGUUUACAAUAUGUAUAAAUACAACAAAUACAAAUAUAAAUGUAAUGAAAUGUUUUUUACUUACACACACAAUACUCUAUAUACAUAAAUAUGUGCAAGCAAUCAUGCAAAAAUGAAAAACCUCAACUAAUAUUCACUUUUUACAAACACACACACGCAUCAAAUGAUGGGAUGGCAAAUUAAAAGAAUACAUUAAUUUGUAUACAAAUGCAUUUCUAGACUCGAAAAUACUCUCUAAUCUGUAAUCUGCAAUCUGGCAUCUGGAAUCCGUUUCACCUUCGAGUACAACACUCAAUGAACCACAAAGCCAAUGACACAAAAUACACAAAAAGUAUAUAAAGAAAAACGUUUCACAAAUCAAGUAUUACAUGUUAUAAAUGUAUUUUAAAUUAAGUUAAGAAAGCCAAAGGCCGAUAUAACUCUAAAACUACAAACUAAAGUAUUUGCUCUGAAAAACGCAUACAAAUUUUACAAAAAACUUUUCAAUUCUCUUCAUCGGAUUUAUGUUUUGAAUUUCUAACAUAUUUCUGAGCUUACCACAAAAUACUCGUACAAGAAAAUAAAACAAAGGCGUGUUUUUAGUACCGUCCGUAAGUCUAGCUGUCUACAUUAGAAACUUAGAUGAUGCAUUUUGUCAAAAACCUACUCGAACUUAGCAUAUUUGCAAAACUAAAAACUACUAAGUACUAAAUAUGUAUUACGACUAUUAUUCCUAAUGUUUUCGGUUCGAUUUUCGAAAGUAGCAAAUCGUAAUAUACAUAAACUUUUGAUGCAGCCCUCGCGUACUUACACCAAAAGAAAAACCAAACAGUUCUUAAAUAAAUGAGAUUUUUAAUCAAGAGAUAAAAUAGAAAUAAUUGUAGUUAAAUUCGCAUAUAAGAAAUAUACAUGACUCAUGUUUGAGCUUGCUCGCAAAUCGUACUAAUAAAUGUUACCACAGUACACACACACACAUUCUAUACACAUACACACACACUCAUUCGUAUGUGUGUAC
Messenger RNA from Drosophila nasuta, 3638 nucleotides. RefSeq names its product Cholecystokinin-like receptor at 17D1 (gene CCKLR-17D1). Lineage: Eukaryota; Metazoa; Arthropoda; Insecta; Diptera; Drosophilidae. Bases 1 to 2172 code for a protein of 723 amino acids. Gene Ontology annotation, cellular component: plasma membrane. The record is from RefSeq and is a predicted model, not a curated record. Gene Ontology annotation, molecular function: neuropeptide receptor activity; gastrin receptor activity. The transcript is spliced from 6 exons. Gene Ontology annotation, biological process: neuropeptide signaling pathway.